UUGACGGUGUUAAAACAAAUUAUAAGGAAAGGAAUAUUAAAUUGUACAUUAGGCAAUUAGCCCAACCCAAGCAAUCAUCUUCCCAUUCAACUAAAGACAAACAACAUCUCAAUCAUCUUCCACACUUUUCCCCCAUAGCUUUUGCUUUCAACAAACUCCACACGCACAUCCCCCUUUUGCUGCAUUUUUCUGUUUCUUCUGCCACACAAAACACAGCUUUUUCUAAACUUUCAGACCCGACUUAGAUCCCCAUCCAUGGCUACCUACAACAACAACAAUGUACUACUACUUAUGAAAACCAUGAAAAUAACCACGUCUGGUUAGAUAGCGAAUAAGCUCUUCAUCUAGUAUUUCAUUGUAGUAUUUCUUUUUCAUCUUCAAAUGAAGCUUUCCAAAUCCAUUCUUAGUCCUAGCCAUGCCCGUCAUGACCCACCACUUACCCUUCCCACUUCACUCAGCCGGAGGCUUAAAGCAAAUGGCAGCAUUAAAGGCGGACAAUCUCCGGCUACCUUUCCUAACACCACCGGAAAGAAACGCGGGUCGGGUUUUGAUAACCCGGAACCUUCAUCUCCUAAGGUAACUUGUAUUGGUCAGGUGAAAAUGAAGACGAAGAAGAAAGUUAGGCAAACACGGAAUUUGUCUAAUAGAAGGAGUGAUAUAAGUUUCAGGAAAUUAGAAGAAGAAAGGGGAUAUUUGAUUCAGAAUCAAAGGAGUUCUAGUGUGCAUUUACAGACACAAGAUCAAUGUGCGGCUGUGGUGCAUAGAAAUCAGAGAUGGGUACAUUUGCCAUUGACGAUAUAUGAAGCUUUGAGGGAAUUUAGCUGUUUGUUUCCAUGUCGUUCGUCGUGUUUCUCAACGAAUGAGAAAGGAAACAAAGAGAAUAAAGUUAACGGAUCUAGAGAAGUUGGUGACAAUAAUAAUGGACAGAGGAAUUGUGGGGAUGUUGUUGCUAGAUGGUUAGUUGCACUGCAAGAUGGUGAAACAGAAGAAAACACGAGAGAGAUUGAAUUGAUGGUCACUAACAAUGGGAAGGAAGAAGAAGAGAAUGAGGAGAAAAUGGAGGAAAUGCAAAGUAGAAUGAGAAGUUCAAGAAGGCAUGUGUUUGAAGGUAUUGAGUUUAAGGAUCAUAUUGAGAGUGUUGAAAUGAAGGAAGAGAAAGCUAGAGUUAGCAUUUGCAUUCCUCCUAAGAAUGCUUUACUUCUAAUGAGAUGUCGAUCUGAUCCUAUGAAAAUGACGGAUAUUACUAAUCGAUUCUGGGAAUCACCUACUCGGAAAGAAACUAAUGAAGAAGUUGAUACGGGUGUGGAAGAACUAGUAGAUACAGAAAACAUUGAAUGCAAAGUAGAAACUAGUGUUUCUGUAGAUCUUGUGGAAAAUGAAGAGAACCCAGAAGCAGUAGUAGAGAUCAUGGAAAUGGAAACAGAAAGUAGUCAGGAUGAAGAAAAGUUGAAAUGCGAUGAAUCAACGCCAGAAACAGAGGGACGAGAUGGAGAAGAGAGUGAAAUAAAGGCACUUGUAGCAGCAGCAGAAGUAAACUCCAUUGAACAAGUACCUGAAUCAAUUGUAGAUCAAACAAAUGAAGAAAUCAGCAUUCAGAGCUUUUCAUCUUUUUCAGAAAAUGAAGAACAUGCUAUAUUGGAAGAAGACGAAGAAGAUGAGAGAUUCAAAUCAAUUAUUAAGAAGGUAAUCGAAGAAACACUCUUGUUGGAACACAUUGAUAGAGAAGAUGUAAAACAAACCCAUCAUAACGAAGAAGCAAAAUUUGAUGCAGCAUUUUCAGACCCAGAAAAGAAUAAAAUCGAAAAAGAAGAACAGAACGAAUCGAUUUUGCCAGAUUGCUUGCUACUAAUGAUGUGCGAACCCAAACUAUCCAUGGAGGUUUCCAAAGAAACAUGGGUAUGCAGCACCACUGAACUGAAACAAGCUAAAACAGUGAAGAAGAAAAAAGAAAUCCCCGAGGAUCCAAAGAGAAGACGCAGCAUUGACAAGAGUAAACAACACCUCCUACAACCACCAAGGUCAUCGUGUUCUUUCCCGGCGACCGGUGUUCCGCCAGCGAUGUCGUCCAUGGCGACGAUGAUAGAGCAGAAACUGGUUAAUGCAGUGGCUUACGAGCCGUUCGUGUUGACGAGGUGCAAAUCGGAGCCGAUGAGGUCGGCGGCAACGGCGACGGCGGUUAAGCUUGCGCCGGAGACUUGUUUCUGGAAAAAUAUGAAGAUUGAGCCGCAUCGACGGGCUACAUUUGGGUUCGGGGCGGCUGGAGUCGGGUUUUGAGCUGACCCGAAUUGUUCAAGAUUUACACUGUGAUCAGUUGUACUUUGCUGAGGUUGUACAUUUUAUUUAAACCUUUUAUCAUGAAUGAAUUUAUUUAGUUGUAGAAGCAGUAUUCCUUUUUCAGUUUUAAAAUUUUGAGCAUUUCAGGAUUUAAUUCAAGAUUAUUCCAUUAUGUCUUUUUGUAAAAAAAAAAAAAAAAAAAAGAAUUGCUUGUAAUUUUAUUAGUUCUAAGAAAUUAUUUUCCAAAGUUUAUGCUUUGAUUAAUGCAGCAGCUUGUUUGGAUGGUUGUUACAUAUUGUAUUAUGAUGCGUUGUUAAUUUAAAUACAAUAUUUGGAUGGUUA
Solanum dulcamara is the source of this 2616-nucleotide messenger RNA. RefSeq lists its product as uncharacterized. The transcript has a single exon. Bases 382 to 2274 code for a protein of 630 amino acids. The record is from RefSeq and is a predicted model, not a curated record. Lineage: Eukaryota; Viridiplantae; Streptophyta; Magnoliopsida; Solanales; Solanaceae.